Molecule: messenger RNA, 562 nt
Organism: Jatropha curcas
Lineage: Eukaryota; Viridiplantae; Streptophyta; Magnoliopsida; Malpighiales; Euphorbiaceae
Product: S-protein homolog 74-like
Source: RefSeq, a predicted model, not a curated record
UAUAAGAAAAGAAAAAUAUUCAUAUCAUCUAAUACAAAAUGAGCUUUCCCAUAAUCAAAACAGCAUUGUUCUUACUCAUUUUGGCUUCAAUAUUAGCAACAAAUCCCUCUUCAGCCUCUCAAGAUUUACCCAAACCAUUAUCUAGUGCCUUCAAGACAGAAUUUCAUUUGCAUAUUGUCAACGGAUUGAGCAAAAACAAGAUAUUACUUGUACAUUGCAAGUCUAAAGAUGAUGAUCUUGGUAUCCAUAAUAUUACAGUUGGGUCUGAAUUUUCUUGGAAGUUUACUAUAAAUUUCUUCUGGACAACACUUUAUUGGUGUUAUUUGGCCCCAGAUGAUCACUCUCAUGUUAGUCUCAAAGUAUUUUAUAACAAUGGUCGUCUUUUGCGUAGAUGUAAAACUGUUAAAAAUCGUCUUUGGGGUUACGUUGCUGAUUGCAUUUGGAUUGCUAAAGAUAAUGGGGUUUAUAUGAAGAAUAUUGAUGCAAACACUGAUGAUUUUGUUUCUGCUUGGGAACGAGGAAGGCUAAUUAAUUGAUUAAGAAUUGCAAAACGAAUAGUCGU